AAAUGCCACAUACGUCCCUUGGCAUGAAAAUAAAAUUCGAUAUUUGUAAGGGCAGCACAGAAAUUUCAUGAACUAGACAACCAGAAGGGCACCCCGCGCGCAGGUCCCCAUUACCGCCGAUCCCCGAACUGACCCUUACAAUAAUUGUUCCUCUCAAGCCUCAAACAACUACCGAGAAUUCGAUCGAAAACCGGGGCGCCCAUUGAUGAAAUGUCGAAACACGGCCUAGCAGACUCAGAAAAGGAAGAAAAUCAUGAAAAUUCAAGCUCAGACGAGCUUGAAGCCACCACCAAUGGCGCGGAAGAGAAGAUGACAGAAUAUGAGAAACUGAGGUUGUCUAGAAUUAGGGAGAACAGAGCGAGAUUGGAGGCUUUGGGGUUGCCCAAGAUGGCAUCUUCGUUGAUGGGCUUGGGUCAAAAGGAGAGCAAGAGCGGGCGAAGGGGUAAAGGGAAGGGGAAGAUGGUCGAGGACGAGGAAUACAGACCACCAGAGGGAAAUGAUGGUUUGAGCUCUUCAACUGAUGACGACGAUGACGAUGAAGAGUUUGUGGGUGUUGAGCCAUCUGGAUCUCGUGCUCGGAAGAUGGUGAAGAAGAAAAAUUCAAAACCUAAGAAGAAAGUUCAUAUUGAAAAUGUUUUAGGCAAUUCUGAUUUUGUUGAUGAUGAUGAUAAAGCCUUAAUGCAAGCAAUUGCUCUUUCACUCCAAGAUUCUACAGAAGUUUCCGACAAGAGCAGUCCUUCUCAGAGACCCAAUGCACGUGUGGUAGAUAAAUUUCUUAAAGAAAGGAAGGGGAAUGCCCAUAUUCAGGAAGACGCAGGGAGAAGGAAGAGGAAGAAACCGAUUCGUAGUCGUGUGCAAAUGACUGAAGAUGAACUAAUAGUACACUUCUUUCAGUUUGAUGAAGCAGGGAAAGGAAACAUAACUCUUAGAGAUUUACGAAGGGUAGCAGCUGCUCAUGAUUUUAUAUGGACAGACGAGGAGAUGGUUGAUAUGAUCCACUGCUUUGAUAGUGAUGGAGAUGGCAAAGUCUGUUUGCAAUUUCCGUUUUGUUUCUUCCCAAAAUACAUGUUUGGUGAAUUUUCAUGUAUCUUUAGAAAGAUGGGUGGGGAUAUGGGCUACAGCAUCAAACUAAGGACCUUCUUUAAAAUGUUUUUGCAUUUCUGAGUUUCAAAUUGGCAUCCCAAUUAUUUCUCCAGUGUCAUUUGCAUCCAAAGUUAAUAGGGAAAAAACAGUUUGCAACCAUGGAAGGAUUUUGAAGUGUCUGGAAAUCCUAGCAUAUUGUUCUCAGUCGGCUUAUUUUACUGCUAGUAUAGGAGGCCUUAUUCAUGAUACUAGUUCAAAAUUCUUCUUUUAUUUUCAUUCCUAUGGUCCACAUUUUUUUGGACGGCUAUACAAAUUGCCUAUUCUUUACAACCUGAAAACAUGAUGACAAGUUUGUGAUACUUCUUUUCUGGAAUAACCAAAAAACUUGAAGACAAGUAGCAUUGUAUUUCGCUUCUUAGUGCCUUUUCACAUUGGCAGCUGGGUCUUUUGAUGCUCAUAAAUUUGUAAUGUGCUAGGUGUAAUGUUUUUUAGGAGCCAGACCUGUUGAUUCAAAUUUAUGCAGAGCUGGUGCCAUUAUGAGUCGAAUGAAUGUUUGGUGUCUUUCCUGAUUCUUUAUAAGAGUAUAAGCAUAACAAAAUAACAUCAAUCAUCCAAGUUUGUGUAACCAAACUGUUGGACAAUUACAAGACCUCUGGUUGCUGCAUACCACUUCUCACAAUAUUUGUUGCCCAAUAUGAUAUUUUCUGAUUGAUUAAAAAUUAUGUUUAUAUACCAUUAACUGUCAGUUUUUGGUUGGGCUGCCUAACUGAGGUUUUUUCUUUGGCAGCUUGCUCUUGAUGAUUUUCGGAAAAUUGUCAGUCGAUGCAACAUGAUACUGGGGUCUGAAAAUGCUGUAAUGCCUUCAGAGUCGUAAUUAGCCUAUGUUGCAUUUGGAAGGCAUGGUGAGGUACAAGGAUCGUGUAAACUGGUGAUCUUUGUCAGUUCUAGUAGUGAUGACUAUUAGUGGUGAUUGUUAAUGAAUGUAAAUAGUUUUUUCUGUAACCGUUCUUGAAAUCCCUUUCGUCUAAAAAGUUACUGUUCAAAUGUAAAAGCAUCUCGACAAUCAUGGAGAAAUGAGCCACAUUUUUCGGGUA
Molecule: messenger RNA, 2177 nt
Organism: Malania oleifera
Lineage: Eukaryota; Viridiplantae; Streptophyta; Magnoliopsida; Santalales; Ximeniaceae
Exons: 5
Coding region: 211-1164 (317 amino acids)
Molecular function (GO): calcium ion binding
Source: RefSeq, a predicted model, not a curated record